CCAAAACGUCUGCCGUAUUCACACUGGUACCCUUCUUCCCCACUUUCCUGCUUCUCUCCCGUUAAAACAAAACGAAACCAUAAAUAAAAUCCCCAUCUUCUUCAUAAAAACCCCUAAAAGUUCCCCCAAUUCAAAAUUUCCCAAAACCCUAAUUCCAUGGAUUCUCACCGCCAUUAAUGGAGCCGUCACCUCCAUCGUCAAAAUGGGCGCCCUAACCGAGAACCGCAAGCGCUGCUUCGCCUUCGUCGAUCAUCCGAUUUCAGACCUCAAGAUCACUCCCUCGUCAAAGAAACCCAAGCUCCGGCCUCAGAUUCCAGCUCCCACUCCCAAGGCCGUCUCCUUCCCGCCGACGGCUCCAUUUUCCCGCCAAGUUCACGGGCCCCAGCGCGUCAUCAAAGCCUUCAACCUCGGAUCGAGCAGCGGUAGGGGUCUUGUACAGCGAGAGCCUUUCCAAAUGGGGAACUUCGCGUCUUCUCUCUUCGAAUCGAAGAGAGAAGAGGGGUUAGGAUUGGAGGCUUACAGGAAAAUGGUGAAUGAUUCAGGUUUUAGGGAGGUAAACCCGGGAUCAGGGUCGAAAUUAGGGUUAGGAUCUGUUGAGGAGAUUUCACUGCCGCCGCCGACGGAUGCGGAGGAGGUGAAGGUUUUGAACAGGAAGGUGGUAGAUGCGAGGAACGUAGUGGAGAAUGUCUGGGUGAAGAAUAAGAAGCCAGUUUAUCUAGAACUGUAUGAACAGGCGAAGAAACGGGAUCCUAGACUGAGUACUUUGUCACUUGAUCAGAAAUUGGCUGAGUUGAAGCUUUCGGGCCUACAAUCUGUGCCUAAGGCGCAAGAGGAGAACCCCAAAGAGGUGUUUAUCCCACUUACAGAUGAAGAAGAGGAUGAGGUGUCAUAUGCUUUUCGUGGUGGAAAAAGACGUCAACUUCUAGUCACACAUAAGGCAUCUAAUAUUGAGAUUACAGGAGAGGUCUUGCAAUGCCUGAAUGGCAAUGGUUGGUUAAAUGAUGAGGUUAUAAACCUGUAUCUCGAGUUACUGAAGGAAAGGGAGAGAAGAGAACCAAAAAAGUUUCUGAAAUGCCAUUUCUUCAGUACAUUUUUCUAUAAAAGGCUGAUCAGUGGGAGAAAUGGUUAUGAUUACAAUGCAGUUAAAAGGUGGACUACUCAAAGAAAGUUAGGUUACGGACUUAUUGAAUGUGACAAAAUCUUUGUUCCUAUACACCAAGAUAUACAUUGGUGUCUAGCAGUUAUCAGUGUCAAGGAUGAAACCUUUCAAUACCUUGAUUCGCUUGGGGGCAUUGACACUGCUGUUCUGAGGGUUUUGGCUAGAUACUUCAUGGACGAAGUGAAGGACAAGAGCAAUAAACAGAUCGACACAUCAUCCUGGAAGCAUGAAAUGGUGGAUGCCCUUCCACUCCAGCAGAAUGGGUGGGACUGUGGGAUGUUCAUGCUCAAGUACAUUGACUUCUACAGUAGAGGUCUAGACCUCUGUUUCAACCAGGAACACAUGGCUUAUUUUAGGAAGAGAACUGCAAAGGAGAUUUUGAAGUUGAGAGCGGAUUGAAUUACUAGAAUAUUGACUAUUGACUUCUUUGGGGAUUAAACAAUUCUCGAUGGUACUAAUCUGUCCCCAGAAAGGUGAAUAUACAGGCAUGUUGUAUAGUUUACAUUUUCUUGAGAAACAGCGAUCAGAUGCAAUUUCAUGACCUUCAAGAGACUUAACUUUUCUCAGAUGACCUCGUUGGGAAGAUAAGAUGAUGAAGGAUAACUGGCUGUAUUUCUGGUUUAAUAUGUGUCAAUUUUUGUAAUGAGAGGGUUUUUUAACUGGCUGUCAAUUUUUGUAAUGAGAGGGGUUUUUUUAAUUGAAUGUGCUCGUCUCCAA
Asparagus officinalis (garden asparagus) is the source of this 1876-nucleotide messenger RNA. RefSeq names its product putative ubiquitin-like-specific protease 1B. Gene Ontology annotation, cellular component: nucleus. Gene Ontology annotation, molecular function: deSUMOylase activity. Lineage: Eukaryota; Viridiplantae; Streptophyta; Magnoliopsida; Asparagales; Asparagaceae. The record is from RefSeq and is a predicted model, not a curated record. Gene Ontology annotation, biological process: protein desumoylation. The transcript is spliced from 9 exons. The coding region runs from base 203 to 1558 and encodes 451 amino acids.